ACCAUCAUUCGAGUGCCUGCGUUCAACAAGUUCGUUUCAAUCAAGCAGUGAAAACUCACAUAGUAUUUCCAUCGUAACACUUGAAAGCUGUUGAAGUCGUAUUCUAAGUGAUCUUUUAACUAACGUGCAUCAAGAAGAAUCAACAGCUCUACUUGCAGGAUGUCCCACGUACAGAUGUUUGCGAUCUGCUUAGUUGCCAUCGUCCUGCUGGCUGUGUGCGCGCACAGUGCGGCCACCCCGACCCCACUGUGCCAGCCCGGCAUACUCGACGAGAUGCCGCAACAUAUCAAAAAGGUAUGCGCGGCACUGGAGAACUCUGAUCAAUUGAACUCGGUACUCAGGUCCUACAUCAACAGCGAGGCAUCUGCUCUUGUGGCUAACUCCGAGGAUCUGCUGAAGAACUACAACAAACGCACAGAUGUCGAUCAUGUCUUCUUGCGUUUUGGCAAGCGUCGCUAAGGCGCUUCACAGAGUUCAAUUCCAUCUCUAAUCGAUUCAGCGACACGACCCCGACUACUCAUGUUUUUCGCACUGAUCAACAACAAAAUGGCGUCUUCUUCUUAUAUGCAUAAUUUACUCUCUCGGCACAACAGCGUUUAAUCGUUAAUUAAUCAACUUGGAAGCUCUCUAGUUCAAUAAUCGAAAAAAUGUAUACGAUAUAGUUACGUGUGAACUUUUCAAAAUUGUACAUAUUUAUUCGCCAAGGACCCCCGAAAACGUAUUAUACUUGUUGAUGUAUUCGAUUGUUUUGUAAAAGCUUUUUAUUUUGGAGCACUUUAUUAUUGCCAAUUACAAAUAAAAAUUGUAUAAAUCAUACUUUAUUCCACAUAAUAUUCACUAAUAAUAAAUGGUAGAUUUCCCGCACAUAA
Molecule: messenger RNA, 869 nt
Organism: Drosophila navojoa
Lineage: Eukaryota; Metazoa; Arthropoda; Insecta; Diptera; Drosophilidae
Gene: Ms
Product: neuropeptide receptor myosuppressin
Source: RefSeq, a predicted model, not a curated record